Messenger RNA from Mercurialis annua (annual mercury), 663 nucleotides. RefSeq lists its product as uncharacterized. The coding region runs from base 51 to 542 and encodes 163 amino acids. The transcript has 3 exons. The record is from RefSeq and is a predicted model, not a curated record. NCBI's taxonomy places the organism in Eukaryota, Viridiplantae, Streptophyta, Magnoliopsida, Malpighiales, Euphorbiaceae.
AAUACAUUUUUCCAUUAUCAGAAUCCUCAACUUUGUCUUAAAAUACAGUCAUGGCUCUAUCUUCAUCCAUCGCCAUUUUUUUCUUUGUAUCGACAUUGUUUAGCGGAGAUGCAGUGCGAAAUAUGGGCGGCGAACAGUCUUUAAUGUCAUACACCAAACGUAACAACGUUAGCGGUUGUAAUGGAGAACAUACUCGUGUAGCAACUUUAUAUCCCUACAGUACUCAAACUUGGCACGGCGCAUGUUUUCACGACACCAAUGGUUAUGUAUCAUAUAAUAGAGAUCAUGGCCUUGGUUACAUCGUCAUUUCGACUUGGGAAGCAGAAAGCAAAUGGUGCAAGGAUUCAUAUGAAUUUAAAGUAGGCGGCCACACUAUAGGAAGUGAUACGUUUUAUCUAUCUUGGACCAACCCUCAUCAGGUUGUGUUCGACUCCUCCCACAAAGACUUAAGGACCUCUAUAAGACAGAACGGAGUUGAAGUUUAUUUGACUAACAAUGGACUCUGUGACCAAACCAUGGGAAAAGCUAAGGAGACAUUGUGAAGAUGAGAGGCAUAAUAAGUAUUUUAGUUGUCAAUUGAAUAAAUGAAAAUGGCAUGUUAUAAACAUGGAAUCUUUGUUCUUUUUCCUACAUCAAUUAUGGCAAUCUUUAAUUUACGCAUGC